UCGUGCGCCCUCGUUGCCACAUCGUGUCCGUGCCACUCGUUCCCAGAAAGAUCGCGAGUGCAGUGCGCGUGUGAGAAAGUGACUCGUUACCAAAAUGAAAUUAUUUAAUUAACAGUUUUUUCACUAAAGUGUUACUAUCCUCGAAAAACACUAAAUAGUGUUUCAUAGGGUCGGAGGUGAGCAAGAAACAACAAUGACUGCCACAUCCGCCAUCUUGGGCGUCUUUCUGCAGAUCUUACUUAAAGUUUCAGUAACGUCAGGAGUGAGCUGGGAAGAGUGGUGGACAUAUGAUGGAAUAUCAGGGCCAGCGUUCUGGGGGUUGAUCAACCCCGAGUGGAGUCUGUGCAACAAGGGGCGGCGACAAUCCCCAGUCAACUUGGAGCCUAACAAGCUGCUGUUUGACCCAAACCUGCGUCUUCUCCACCUGGAUAAACACAGGGUAAACGGGUUAAUCACCAACACUGGCCACAGUAUAGUGUUUACGGUGGAGAACACCACUAGGCAUCACAUCAAUGUGACGGGCGGCCCUCUCAGCUACAAGUACCAGUUCCACCAGAUCCAUAUCCACUACGGUCUGCAGGACGAGACAGGCUCUGAGCAUUCUAUAAACGGCUAUACCUUCCCUGCAGAGAUACAAAUAUUUGGGUUCAACUCUCAAUUGUACUCGAACUUCAGUGAAGCCUUGCACAGAGCUCAAGGGGUCGUAGCCAUUUCUUUACUGAUGCAGUUGGGAGACUUAUCCAAUCCAGAGCUGAGGAUACUGACGGAGCAGCUCGAUAAGAUCAGAUAUGGAGGAGAAGAGGUGGAGGUGAAGAGGCUGUCGAUUAUGGGCCUGCUGCCGGACACGGAGUACUACAUGACGUAUGACGGGUCCACUACAAUGCCGGCGUGUCAUGAGACUGUCACGUGGAUUAUUCUCAACAAGCCCAUCUACAUCACCAAGCAGCAGCUUCAUGCCCUAAGGCGACUCAUGCAGGGCGAUGGAAAACACCCCAAAGCACCCCUAGGCAACAAUUACAGACCCCCGCAACCUUUGCACCAUCGACCUCUGAGAACGAACAUCGAUUUCAAUGUCAAGCAGACUGGAGCAAAAUAUUGUCCUAGCAUGUACAAGGAAGUAUAUUAUAAAGCCAACAGCUGGAAACCACACUGAAGACAGCCGAUGUCUAGUUGUUGUCUAGGUUUAUACCAGAUACCCAGUAGGCCUAAGAUUUAUGCUGAUUAUGUACUAUUACUGUAUAUGCAAUAGAUGUACCUAUACGCUUACUCCAAGCACUCCGGUUCCAGAAGCUUCUCGGAAGAGGGAGGGAGAUAAAAGGAAUAAAAGAAAUAUUGUUUUCUUGUACUAUGUAUUUUACUUGAUAUACAUUUUGUUUUAAAAGUAAGUGAACACCUGACAUUUCACUACUGUUUUGAAUCUGAACUUUUUUACAAUGGGCCUUAAUUAAAUACUUUUAAAUUACUGUAAAAUAUAUAAUUUUUAAUACUAUGAAGUAAUUGUAUACCUCUAGUAAUGAUCACACAUUUUUCAAAUAUUAUCUUUUAUUUUAUCCAACAUAAAGAAUUCUAAUAGAGUUCCAUUUUAAUUUUCUUAUGAAUUGAGACGACAAUAAAAUUGAUUUUUCAAUAGAUCCGUCUUCAUUAUUUUUAUUAAUUUCCCGAAUUUUUUAUAUUAUAUUGUAUCCCAAGCAUUCAAGUGUGAUGUAUCUGUAUCUUCUUUUAAUAAUCGUACAUUUUUUUCGAAAUAAUACAUCCGGAGUCAAAGAAGUGUUUUGCAAUAGCAGAUUUUUCAGUUAUAUUUCAUAUGUGCUUUAAAUCGUGUUUUGAUGUUUUUUUUUGUUUUUAAAAUGAACUACUUCGCACAGUCGCUGCGUUUAAUUUCAUAAAUUUUGUGAAUUAUUGCAAGGACUCGUAAACAUAAAAAUUUAUAUUGGAUAAAUUUGUGAUUUUUACUAGUGGUAUUAAAUUAACACCUUUAAAUUCCUCCAAGAAUCUUCUAAAAAGUAUUAAAUAUUGUGCAGGAUAUUUAAUUUUAAUACUUCAUCGGCUGUGUACCUUAAAACCACUCAUGAUUAAGCACUUAAAAGAUUACUGUCUUUUAAUUUUACUAUAACACUUUACUAAAUAGCCACUCAAUUUUAUUUCUGAAACAAGCAUGGCCAACGUUAAGAAUUUGUAUUGUUAGUAAUUUUUAAGUAAAACUAAGUUAAAAUACAUAUUUUUGAUUGGAAAUAUUGGUACUUUGGUGUUAUACAGAGGCCACUCUGUCCCCAUUUAUGACUUUUUAUCAAGCGAUACGUAGUAUUAUAAAUAUAAGAAGUUAAAACCUUUAGAGCGCUCACGUAAUCUAAGCUAACGUUUUAAGAACUAUCUUAAGU
Homalodisca vitripennis (glassy-winged sharpshooter) is the source of this 2378-nucleotide messenger RNA. It is a transcript of the gene CARPB, whose product is annotated as carbonic anhydrase-related protein 10. Bases 194 to 1153 code for a protein of 319 amino acids. Lineage: Eukaryota; Metazoa; Arthropoda; Insecta; Hemiptera; Cicadellidae. The record is from RefSeq and is a predicted model, not a curated record. The transcript has 11 exons. Gene Ontology annotation, molecular function: carbonate dehydratase activity; zinc ion binding.